AUGGAUAGUGAUGAAUAUGUUAGAGGAGUUCACUUUGAUGAUAGUGAGGAGGAGAGGAUGAAAGGGUUUAAUGAAGGCCUUGAUGAAGUGUUUGAUGAUGGAGCUAAAGUAGAACAAAAAUAUGGAGCUUCUAUAAAUGAAGAGGGCAUUGCUCAUGUAGACAAGAAGAUGUUUAUAACUGAAGAGAUGGGUAAGGAACAUGUCAUUGAGGAUGCCUACAUGAUUGAUGAGUUAGACAAUUGUGGUGAUGAUGAUAGUUGUGAUGAAUGA
Lathyrus sativus (Indian pea) is the source of this 270-nucleotide messenger RNA. The record is from the annotation of a GenBank genome assembly. NCBI's taxonomy places the organism in Eukaryota, Viridiplantae, Streptophyta, Magnoliopsida, Fabales, Fabaceae.